AUGCUCACGCAGCUGGUGGAAGAGAACAAGGAAAUAAAAAGUCAGAUCACAAAGCUGACAGAAGCUUUAACCGUUCAAGAGCGCGGUAGAUUUCCAUCACAAGCCCAGUCCAAUAUGAGAGGACAAAACAUGGCUCAAACUUCCAACUCUGAAGGUCAAAAUAUCAAGGAAGUUAACGUCAUCACUACUCGAAGUGGUAAGAAUUCAGACACGUCAUCAACAAGUACUACCACUUUGAGUAAUGAAGAAUCGGCCCAGGAGAAAGAAGAGCUAACAAAAAUUCCGGUAAAGGUGCCCUUCCCCCAGGCUCUCCGACCAGCUGGGAAAGUGCCGGAAAAUCAAAGUGAGAGCCUGGAGCACUUGACACAAUUAAAGAUCAAUCUUCCUUUACUACAUGUGAUCAAGCAAGUGCCAGCCUACGCCAAGGUUAUAAAGGAUCUGUGCACUAUAAAGAGAAAGCACCAUGUCAAGAAGACUGCAUUCUUGACGGAACAAGUGAGCGCGGUGAUUGAGCAAAAGACACCACUCAAGUAUAAAGAUCUUGGUUGUCCCACCAUUUCCUGCACCAUUGGGACACGCGAAUUUGGCCAAGCAUUGUUAGACCUAGGAUCGAGUGUUAACCUCAUGCCUUAUUUAGUUUACUCGCAAUUAGGUCUCAGAGAUAUUAAGCCCACAUCUGUGGUUCUGCAACUGGCCGAUCGAUCUAUUAAGAGACCACGAGGAAUAGUGGAAGAUGUGUUAUUGCAAGUUGAUAAGUUCUACUAUCCUGUGGAUUUUGUUGUUUUGGACACUCAGUCAGUGGUUGAUGUGGAGUCAAAAAUCCCGAUCAUCCUUGGAAGAAAUUGA
Morus notabilis is the source of this 846-nucleotide messenger RNA. RefSeq lists its product as uncharacterized. The transcript has a single exon. Bases 1 to 846 code for a protein of 281 amino acids. Lineage: Eukaryota; Viridiplantae; Streptophyta; Magnoliopsida; Rosales; Moraceae. The record is from RefSeq and is a predicted model, not a curated record.